AUGAGCAGAACCAGAUACGACUGCAAGCAUAUUCAGGGUGGAGUUAGUCUUAAUUAUGGGGAAUAUUGUGAUGGUCCUUUUCAGGCAACUCAGCUGUGGAAUAGUAUUAUUCAUGCUCUUCACAGUCAGGUGGAAGUCAAAAGACGUAGACAGCAUUUGAAAACGUAUAAGAACUGUUUCACUGGCUCCAAUGCUGUUGAUGUGGUACUAAGCCAUCUUAUGCAAAGCAUGUACCUAAGCUGCAAUGAUAUUUCUCGGCUGAAGGGAGUCCGUGUAUGCCAAGCAUUGAUGGAUCACAAGGUGUUUGAGCCAGUUGGACCAAAGCUUUCCUUAUUCAAGAAUGAGAAAGAAACAGAGUUUGAAGACACAAACAAUAGCCUCUAUAAAUUUGUAAGUAAGUGUCCUACUCCUCUUCUUCCACGAAAGAUUAAAGACAAAAGCAGGAUGAAUGGUGAAACAACACUUUCAAAUCCCUUAGCAUUAGACGCAGCUGAUAAAAAGAGAGUAGAGGACCUUCUUCAAUCAAUAAAUGUUCAUGCAUCUUUGUAUCCAAGGAUCAUGGUUAAUGAACCAACUCAUCUGCUUUCAAAAAGAGUAAUAGAUAAUGUCUGGAAACAGCAAACUCUGCUACGGCUGCUGCAGUUAAUUGAUAUUCCACUUCUAGAAGACAUCUUGGUGUCUUCAGUGAAGACAAAACCAGACUGUUUUGGCAAAGAAGAAGACCUGAUUAUCUCAAAUACUUUCCUGGACAGAGAGGUUACACAUAGCUUAAACUUGCCUGAGCUUGACAAAUGGCUUUAUGCUGCAAUUGAAUGCUUGGAGUAUCUCCCAGACCAAUUCAUAGUGAUGGUUAGUCAGCAGUUACCUCAAAGCAGUAACAAACCAGGCAGUCUGAAUAUAUACAAGAAAAUUCUUUUUGAUGUUAUAAUAAAGUAUUAUAGCCAGAAGAAGGACUCCCUUCUUACUACUCAGGAUCUCGCUAUUCAUUCAGGAAUUAUUGAACUUAUAG
Molecule: messenger RNA, 1009 nt
Organism: Chaetura pelagica (chimney swift)
Lineage: Eukaryota; Metazoa; Chordata; Aves; Apodiformes; Apodidae
Gene: DEPDC4
Product: DEP domain containing 4
Exons: 5
Biological process (GO): intracellular signal transduction
Source: RefSeq, a predicted model, not a curated record